AUAUGGAUGGGUUUGGAUCAGAGGAUUUGUUCAAUGUACUAGAUGAUAAGCCCAGCGACAAAAAGAGACCCACUACUGAGUCACAAAGUCCUGCAGAGAAAAAAUUAUUAACACCAGAAGUUUUAGGUAUCACCCAGUCCUCAGAACAGACUAACGAGAAUGAGGACACCAAUAAUAAGAACGAUGCAGCCGGUCUGAAACGUUCUAUUGAUGAAGUAGAGGAGGAAGAAGGAGAAUUAGAAGAAGGUCCCUCUACCAGCACCCUUCCUCAACCCUCCUCCUCAGCUCUCAUCACCUCUGAGGACAGUAUGUCAGAACAAGCUAAGAAGAUGAAAGUAGACGACGAGUUGGAAAAGAAGACAGUAUUUGAUGUGUCACUAGUUACAACUAGACCAGUAAUGGAGUCGGAGAGUUGCCUUCACGAGGCUGUUAUACCUGUGGACUACGAGUGGACUGAUCUCAAACCUCUCACUACCAAACCUGCUAAAGAAUAUCCUUUUAUUUUAGAUCCUUUCCAGCAGGAAGCUCUAAAAUGUAUUCAGAAUGAUAGGUCAGUAUUAGUGUCUGCUCACACAUCAGCAGGAAAGACAGUAGUAGCUGAGUACGCUAUAGCUCAAUCUCUAUUAAACAAACAGCGUGUUAUUUACACUACCCCUAUUAAGGCGUUAAGUAACCAGAAGUUUCGUGAAAUGACGGAGCAGUUUGGAGAUGUAGGCUUAAUGACGGGUGAUGUUACAAUAGCGCCCACAGCCUCCUGUCUCAUCAUGACUACAGAGAUACUGAGGUCCAUGUUGUACCGGGGUAGUGAGGUAUUGAGGGAGGUUGGCUGGGUUAUAUUUGACGAGAUACACUACAUGAGAGAUAAGGAGAGAGGUGUGGUAUGGGAGGAGAGUAUCAUACUCCUGCCUGAUACUGUGCACUUUGUCUUCCUGUCAGCGACUAUACCUAACGCUAAACAAUAUGCUGAGUGGGUAUGCCAGCUACACAGUUCACCGUGUCACGUGGUGUACACAGAGUACAGACCUACUCCUCUUCAGCACUACAUAUUCCCUGACGGGGGUAAUGGAAUCUUCCUCGUUGUCGAUGAAAAGAGGAGGUUCAGGGAAGAUAAUUUUGAGAAAGCUAUGGCAUUUCUACAAGAUGGAGGCUCAAUGGGGGGAGGAGGAGGAGGAAAGAAAAAGAAAGGAGGAUUUAAACAAGGUAUGGCGGAUAUAUUCAGUAUUGUGAAGAUGAUAAUGGAGAGGUCACUACAACCUGUCAUCGUGUUCUCCUUCAGUAAGAAGGAUUGUGAAAGCCAUGCUCUUCAGAUGUCUAAACUCGACUUUAACAUCCGAGAGAAGUCUCUAGUACGAGAAGUUUUCGAAAAUGCGACUGACGUCCUAAGUGACGACGAUAAGCAACUGCCGCAGGUUAGCAAAGUUUUACCAAUGUUGGAGCGGGGUAUCGGAAUACAUCAUGGUGGUCUACUUCCUAUCCUUAAAGAAGUUAUAGAAAUCUUGUUUCAAGAAGGCCUGAUCAAAGCUCUCUUCGCCACCGAAACCUUUGCUAUGGGACUAAACAUGCCGGCCAGGACAGUCGUGUUUUCGUCCGCAAAAAAGUUUGAUGGAAAAGAUACGAGAUACAUUACUAGUGGAGAGUAUAUCCAGAUGAGUGGCAGGGCUGGUCGUAGAGGAAUUGACGACCGAGGUAUUGUUAUUUUAUGCGUGACUACCAAGAUGGAACCUCAAGUUCCCAAAGAUCUCAUUCAGGGAGAAGCUAAUCCCCUGAACAGUGCUUUCCGACUAACAUACCAUAUGGUGCUGAACUUGUUGAGGGUGGAGGAUGUCAACCCAGAGUUCAUGCUGGAGCGAUCAUUUUACCAAUACCAGAACACUUCCUCCAUUCCCUUCCUUAUGAACAAACUACAGUUAUCAGAAGUAGAGCACUCGGCUAUCCAGAUCCCCAACGAAGACUCUGCGCGGACAUACUUUAACCUGCGGCAACAGCUCACAAAGUUACAGAAAGUUAUCACAUCUUACAUUCACAAACCCAGGUACAUUCUGUCAUUUCUACAGCCUGGUAGAUUAAUGAAAGUGCAUCACAACGAGGAUAAUUGGGGAUGGGGAGUUGUGGUCAACUUCCAGAAGAAGGGAAAGCAGGGCGGAUCAGCAGAGCCCCUGUAUGUGGUAGAAGGGCUAUUUAAUUGUGCGACCCCCGUCUUACCUAACGUGCCCCCUAAGCCCUGUCCCCCCGGGGGUAAGGGCGAGUACCAGAUAGUACCACUAAUGCUCCACCUCGUUACUGGAGUCUCCGCCGUCAGACUAUACCUUCCUAAAAACCUCGUCCCUCUGGAAAACCGGGAGAGUGUCGGCAAGUCAUUAAAAGAAGUAGAGAAGAGAUUCCCAGACGGUGUUCCGUUACUGGACCCUGUAGAGGAUAUGAAAAUCAAGGAGGCUGAUUUCGAGGAGACCGUCAGGAAGAUUGAAGUCUUGGAACAGAGGUUAUUCAAACACCCCCUUCAUGAUGAUCCUAAGCUAGAGGGACUGUAUGAGUUGUGUGAGAAGAAGAACACUUUAGCUAUAAAGUGUAAAGAUACCAAACAGGAGCUCAGAGACGCGAGAACAGUGCUACAGUUAGACGAACUGAAGUGCAGGAAGAGAGUGCUGAGGAGAUUAGGGUACUGCAACAGUGCUGACGUUAUAGAGACUAAGGGCAGAGUAGCUUGUGAGAUAUCCACUGGUCAGGAGUUAGCACUAGCAGAGCUAAUAUUUAACGGAACAUUUAACGACUUGGAACCCCCCGUUAUCGCAGCUGUUCUGAGUUGCUUUGUGUUCGAGGAAAAUGUCAAGGAGGCUCCUCAGCUUACUCUAGAGUCUCUUAAAGCUCCGUACAGACAAGUAACGGAGGUAGCGCGGAGAAUAGCAGUAGUGGAGAACGAGUGUAAACUAGACACUGAUGUAGACGAGUACGUGGACAAGUUCAAGUGGGAACUUAUGCAAGUGGUGCACGCCUGGGCUAGUGGAGCUAAGUUUUACGACAUCUGUAAGAUGACCCCAGUGUUUGAAGGCAGCAUCAUACGAGUAAUGAGGAGACUGGAGGAGCUGCUGAGACAGAUGAUACUGGCUGCUAAAGCUAUUGGCAACAAUGAACUGGAGAAGAAGUUUAGUGAGGCAAGCACGGCUAUCAAGAGGGACAUUGUAUUCGCAGCUAGUCUUUAUUUGUAGGAAUAUGAGGAAUGUUUUUAACGAUUUCUUGAGCUUUAUCUAAAAUUAGACUGGAAGUUAUUUGAACAGGCUGGCCUACAAUUUUAAGCAUCGCCUUUGCAGUUUUUUUAUUUGAAUACCAAAAACAAAAUUUUAAGCUUCGCUUUAAUUGAAAUCUGAGCUGUUUGUUUAAGUAUGCAAAGAAUUGGACUUAAAUGCUUCGCGCUGUUUUAUCCAAUUUUAUUUUUUAUUUAUUUUUAUUGCUUCACAUAACUUAUUCAGUUUGAUCUUAUGA
Molecule: messenger RNA, 3477 nt
Organism: Bolinopsis microptera
Lineage: Eukaryota; Metazoa; Ctenophora; Tentaculata; Lobata; Bolinopsidae
Product: exosome RNA helicase MTR4-like
Biological process (GO): RNA catabolic process; maturation of 5.8S rRNA
Cellular component (GO): nucleus
Molecular function (GO): ATP binding; RNA binding; RNA helicase activity
Source: RefSeq, a predicted model, not a curated record